Ricinus communis (castor bean) is the source of this 1625-nucleotide messenger RNA. RefSeq names its product zinc finger protein CONSTANS-LIKE 5. Gene Ontology annotation, biological process: regulation of flower development; regulation of photoperiodism, flowering. Lineage: Eukaryota; Viridiplantae; Streptophyta; Magnoliopsida; Malpighiales; Euphorbiaceae. Bases 151 to 1317 code for a protein of 388 amino acids. Gene Ontology annotation, cellular component: nucleus. The record is from RefSeq and is a predicted model, not a curated record. Gene Ontology annotation, molecular function: zinc ion binding; protein binding. The transcript is spliced from 2 exons.
AACCAAAAUCAAUUCCUUUGCAAUCAAAGGAUCCAGCUCUCACUGCUUCCCUGUUGCCCCCACCCAAUCCUUCUAUUUCAAAGCAAACUCAGCACUCCAACAAAAAAAAAAAAAGGAAAAAGGAAAUCGAAAGUUAAAAGAGAAGAAAUUAUGGGUAUUGAAAUGGAAUCGUUAAAGAGCUUAACCGGCGGCUGGACAGUGGCAGCGAGACGGUGUGAUUCGUGCAAAACGGCAGCAGCAGCCGUGUUCUGCAGAGCUGACUUGGCUUUUCUUUGUUUAAACUGCGACGCCAAAAUUCAUGCCGCUAAUAAGCUUGUUUCCAGGCACGAACGCGUGUGGAUGUGUGAAGUAUGCGAACAAGCACCUGCUGCUGUCACUUGUAAAGCUGAUGCUGCUGCUCUUUGUGUCACCUGUGAUGCUGAUAUUCACUCUGCUAAUCCUCUCGCUCGCCGACACGAACGUGUUCCUGUCGAGCCUUUCUUCGACUCUGCCGGGUCUAUUGUUAAGUCCUCCCCGUUUAAUUUCUUAGUCCCGACUGAUCAUAAUGGCGCUGGCUCUGCUGCGUUUAAUCAUCAACAGCAUGAGGAUGAUGACGUAGAGGGUGUUUCUUGGCUUUUACCCAAUCCAUCAUCAACUAUGAUUAAUUCGAAACUUGGUGGUAUAGAGAAUCAUGAAAUGAAAUCAGGUCAUGGUGGUGGUGGUGGCAGCGGUGAUUUGUUUUUCACUGAAAUGGAUCCGUUUCUCGAUUUGGAGUUCCAUCAGAAUAACAAUCACAGUAGUGCUGCUAAUGAUAGCGUUGUGCCAGUACAGAUUACUAAGCCAGCAGCUGCAUCAUCAAUUCCAGUCAUGAACAAUGAUAUUUGUUAUGAUAUUGAUUUCUGUAGAACAAAGCUUUCAUCUUUUAACUACCCAACUCAGUCUCUCAGCCAAAGCGUUUCUUCUUCAUCGCUUGAUGUUGGGGUUGUUCCAGAUGGGAGUUCUACAUCGGAUAUAUCAUACCCUUUCGGCCGAAACAUGAAUACAUGUACCGAUCCAAGUGGCCCAAUAUCGGGUAAUAGCACAAAUCAAGCUGCUCAGAUGUGCGGGAUUAAUCGUGAAGCUAGAGUACUCAGAUACAGAGAGAAGAGAAAGAAUAGGAAAUUCGAAAAGACUAUACGCUAUGCUUCCCGCAAAGCUUACGCCGAAACAAGGCCGAGAAUCAAAGGCCGGUUCGCGAAACGAACCGAAAUUGAUACGGAUAUGGACCGCCUAUACAACUCUCCUUCCUCAGUGUCUUACCUUGGAGAUGCCCAAUACGGCGUCGUUCCAACGUUUUGAUAGACAGAGAGAAAGAGGGGUAAUUUCGACAAGUGGUGAAGAAGUUACUUUUGCUAAGCAUAAUUAAUUGUUAUUAUUGGAAGCAGAAAAAUAGAAUAAUCCUCCACUAAGAUGGUGUUAAUUAGUGGUUGUUGGUGAUUAAGAUUUUCUGUGUAAAUUAGUCUUUUUUAAUCCUUUGGUCUAUUUGCAGUAACAGCUGUUAAGAAAGCCCAGUAACUUUUUUUUUCAAUCUUAGGGCUUAUCAUCUUAUGUACUCAGAUUUUUCUUUUCUAGUAAAUGGUUUUGUUUCCUGCAUUUAAAAAAAUUAA